This is a messenger RNA of Thlaspi arvense, 1757 nucleotides long. The record is from the annotation of a GenBank genome assembly. NCBI's taxonomy places the organism in Eukaryota, Viridiplantae, Streptophyta, Magnoliopsida, Brassicales, Brassicaceae.
AAAACAUUGGCAAAAACCCUUAGUUCCUCCUGCUGCCUCAGAGCUCUCUCUCUCUCUCUGUUACCAAACUUCAGUGUCGAGUAGAGUGAGAAACAACCAUGGCGGCUACAUCGACUCUGGGGUUUGUUUUACCGUCGGGUUUAUCUCCCCGUCGCGGUGGAUUUAGGGUAUCGGUCAUCCGAUGCUCCGCUUCCCCUCUCACUUCAUCCACUGGCGCCGUCUCUGGUCUUGUGGAGAAACCUUGGAGUUCAUACAAUGCUAGGCUUGUGUUAGAAGACGGUUCCAUUUGGCCGGCUAAGUCCUUUGGUGCUCCUGGAACCCGUGUUGCUGAAUUGGUCUUUAACACCUCCUUGACCGGGUAUCAAGAAAUUCUGACUGAUCCUAGUUAUGCUGGGCAAUUUGUGCUAAUGACAAACCCGCAAAUUGGUAACACCGGUGUGAAUCUCGAUGAUGAGGAAUCUGAGAAGUGCUUUCUUGCUGGUUUGGUGAUAAGAAGUCUAAGCAUCAGGCAAGUUACCUCAAACUGGAGAUGCACCAAGACACUUGCUGACUAUCUCACCGAAAGGAACAUCAUGGGAAUUUAUGAUCUUGACACUCGAGCAAUAACCCGUCGAUUAAGAGAAGAAGGCAGUCUUAAUGGUGUGCUUAGCACAGAACAAACCAAAACAGAUGACGAGCUUCUGCAAAUGUCCCGUUCAUGGGAUAUCGUAGGACUUGAUCUAAUAAGUGACGUUUCCUGUAAAUCUCCUUACGAGUGGCUCGACAAAUCAGACCCUGAAUGGGAUUUCAACACAAAUUCACGCGAUGGGAAACCCUACAAAGUGAGUAUUUACUUCACUAGUUCUUCUCUUAUCCAUGCUCUUCACCAGCUACUUACUCUCUCUCUGUCUUUCUACACUUUCUCUUGGACUCAAAAGGUUAUCGCAUACGAUUUUGGCAUCAAGCAUAACAUCCUAAGACGCCUAUCCUCUUACGGAUGUCAAAUCACCGUUGUUCCGUCGUCAUUCCCAGCUUCCGAGGCCCUUAAAAUGAAUCCAGACGGAAUUUUGUUCAGCAACGGUCCAGGAGACCCUUCUGCUGUGCCGUAUGCUGUUGAGACAGUCAAGGAGCUUCUCGGUAAAGUUCCUGUUUACGGAAUCUGUAUGGGUCAUCAGUUGCUUGGCCAAGCUUUGGGUGGUAAGACCUACAAGAUGAAGUUUGGUCAUCAUGGAGGAAACCACCCAGUUCGUAAUAACAGAACUGGCCAGGUGGAGAUCAGUGCUCAGAACCACAACUAUGCGGUUGACCCGGCUUCACUUCCCGGAGGCGUGGAAGUGACGCAUGUCAAUCUCAAUGAUGGAAGCUGUGCGGGUCUAUCUUUCCCGGCGAUGAAUGUCAUGUCUCUUCAGUACCACCCUGAAGCCUCCCCUGGACCUCACGACUCUGAUAACGCAUUUAGAGAGUUCAUUGAGCUUAUGAAGAGAUCGAAACAGAGCUCCCGAGCAAUGGUGGAGUAAAACAAACUCUUUUGUUUUGUACUAUUUGCUGUUGUUUUAGCCAUCGCACUUAAAAUUAAACACGAGUGUUUUAUUAGUAACAAUGGAGUGAUAUUUAUUGUUCUGGCUAUGGCUAUGUUAAGGAAUUAUCCCACCUUUUAAAUAAUCAAAGAAUUUGUAAUAGAUAAGAAAAGAGUUUCUUUCUCUCAGAAUCGAGUUGUAUGUUUUGAUCGAUAAUAUUGUAAAGUCUUAAUGUCAUUUUGAUAACCAUGGUGAACUGAA